Messenger RNA from Bactrocera oleae (olive fruit fly), 1084 nucleotides. Its product is annotated as serine protease 1. Lineage: Eukaryota; Metazoa; Arthropoda; Insecta; Diptera; Tephritidae. Gene Ontology annotation, molecular function: serine-type endopeptidase activity. The record is from RefSeq and is a predicted model, not a curated record. Gene Ontology annotation, biological process: proteolysis.
AAUAGCUUCUUAAAUAUUGCCAUAUAAUCAGAGAUUUAUAAGUCAAUGGGUUUAUUGCUAUAAUUUAUAAGGAAAGCGUACGCUAUCAAAAUCAAGCAUACACUCCUACUAAAUCCCCUAACUUAUUCAAAAUUUAAAACCGGCUUUCAAUACUCCUAUAAAAAGGGGAACAUUAACUGUGAAAUUAUCAGUAACUAUUCAGAGUCACAACAUGAAGUUCCUAGUAGUUUUCACUUUGCUCUUGGCUUCUGCCUACGCUUCACCAGUACUCUUCCAACGUCAAUUGGAAGUUCCAGUUUUGGCUGAUGACCUAGAAGGACGCAUUACCAAUGGUCAAACCGCUUCUCCUGGCCAGUUCCCGUACCAAGUUGGAAUUUCAUUGAAAUUGAGCAUAAUCUCGUCUUCCUGGUGUGGUGGUUCUUUGAUUGGCAACCAAUGGGUUCUUACCGCUGCUCACUGCACUGAUGGUGUUCAAUCUCUGACUGUCUACUUGGGCGCAACCGUUCGUAGCUCGCCCGAAGUUCAAAUUGCCGUACCCAAGAGCAACAUUAUCAUCCACGAAAAUUGGAAUGCCCGUACUGUGAAGAACGACAUUUCCCUCAUCAAAAUCCCAUCUGUUUCCUACUCCAGCAGAAUACGACCUGUCAACUUGCCCGCUAUCUCAAACUCCUACUCCAACUAUGUUGGUACAACAGCUGUUGCCUCCGGUUGGGGACUCAUCAGCGAUUCAGCAUCUAAAGUGACAAAUAAUUUGCAAUACGCUUACGUGCCAGUGGUUGCCAACAGUGUCUGCUCCCGUGUUUAUGGCUCUUCGGUUGUGACUUCAACUAACAUAUGCAUUUCAACCGCCGGUGGUAUUUCUACUUGCAGAGGUGAUUCUGGUGGCCCAUUGGUAGACACCUCCUCAAACGUACAGAUCGGUUUGACUUCAUUCGGUGCUGCCGCCGGCUGCGCUAAGGGUUACCCAGCUGCCUUCACCCGUGUGACCAGCUACGUGGACUGGAUUAAGAGCAAAACUGGCAUUUCUGCUUAAAUUUUGUAUUGACAGAUUUGAUUAUGAAUUAAUUACAGUUGAGAAUUUAAA